GGACCCGGGCGCGGGAUGCUAUGCUCGGCCAUGGGGCCGCGCGGCUUCCCGUCUCUUCUGCUGGUGUUCCUGAGCUGCUGCGCUUCAGCAAGCACCCAGGCCGUGGCCACCCCGGUCGUGGCCACCCCGGGCACGACGAAGGAGGACCUCAACUCCACCGAGGCCAUCCCAGCCACUCUCAGGCCCUCCGGGUCGCCUAGGACCCCGGGGACUCCCAGGGCUCCGGAGCUCCCUGGCCCCAGGCCCACCCCGGUCACGGACGUUGCUGCUCUGUGUGUCUGUGACCUGCUUCCAGCACAGUGUGACAUCAACUGCUGUUGUGACCCCGACUGCAGCCCCACGGAUUUCAGUGUCUUCUCUGCCUGCUCAGUCCCAGUUGUCACGGGUGAUGGGCAAUUUUGUAGUCAGAAGGCAGCCAUCUACUCAAUGAAUUUGACAGCAGACCCUCCUCACCGCGUCUUUAAACUCAUUGACCAGAUCAACCCAUCCAUCUUCUGCAUUCAUAUUUCAAACUACAAGCCUGCACUGUCCUUCGCUAAUCCAGAAGUGCCCAAUGCAGACAAUUUCGACAGACUGGUGCAAGCAUCGGGUGGUUUUAUGUUGAGUGCCGAAUCAGAUGUUCCUUCCACAGCCUCAUCAGAUACCCCACAGCCCGCUAAAUAUGAGUAUGGAGUCCCUCUGCAGACUGCAGGCACACCUUCAGGGUCAUUUCUUCGACUCCCUUCGCCUCUCACAUCAUCUCUUUGCACAGAUGAGAACCCUGCAGCAUUCCUGGUGAGCCAGGCCUUCAAAUGCAGCCGAAAGGUAGACAUAGAAGCGUGUGAAAGGAUGGAAGCCCUCAGCAUGGCUCACUACAGCAGCCCUGCCGUUCUGAGGGUACCUAAUUCAACAGCACAGGUCUCCAUCAAGGUCCAGUCUGUCAUGUAUCGGUCUCUCAAUCACACACUCACCCGGUUAGAAGGCCAUGGCAUAUUGCAGCCGUCUCUGGUCAGCAUUGGGCAAGAUAGACUCUGCAGCAACGCUGUUCUCGAGGUGAAGUACAGCCUGCUGUACACAGCCACAGGCCAGGUAGAAGAAGCCAGCCUCUCCCUUGUCCUGGGGACAUUCAGCAGCACAGUGACUCUCCUGCAGCAGAAGUUCGAGAUUCACUUUAUUCAGCACGGCACCAAGCCUGUUCCUCGCAGUGGCAACCCUGGUUACAGGGUAGGACUCCCGCUGGCCGCUGGCUUUCAGCCUCGGAAGGGCCUGUGAAUGUCUGGGAUUAUUCAGACAACAAACAGACAAGGCCAGCUUACUAUUCUUCGUAGCACAGGCGAGCAGGACUGCCUUGCCAGCGAGGGGCUCCGGGACCCGGUGUUGUUUGGCUACAAUGUUCAGUCUGGCUGUCAACUCAGACUGGCAGGCACCAUCCCCUGUGGGCUCCUGGCACAGAAGAUUCAGGGCCUGCUGAGAGGCCAGGCCUUCCCUGACUAUGUGGCCGCGUUUGGGAACUCCCAGGCCCAGGAUGUGCAGGACUGGGUGCCUGUGCGCUAUGUCACCCAUUCCUCCAACAUGAAGGGCCCUUGCCAGCUCCCUGUGGCUUUGGGUAUAGAAGUGAAGUGGACUAAGUAUGGAUCUCUGCUGAACCCCCAAGCCAGGAUAGUAAACGUCACUGCCCAGCUCAUCUCCAUUCCAGAGCCCCUCCCAGAGCCUGAGAGGACGAUUAUCAUUUCCACUACAGUGACAUUUGUGGAUGUGUCAGCCCCUGCAGAGGCAGGCUUCCGAGCUCCACCCACCAUCAAUGCCAGGCUGCCCUUCAGCUUCUUCUUCCCAUUUGUGUGA
Phodopus roborovskii (desert hamster) is the source of this 1821-nucleotide messenger RNA. RefSeq names its product tectonic family member 1 (gene Tctn1). The transcript is spliced from 14 exons. NCBI's taxonomy places the organism in Eukaryota, Metazoa, Chordata, Mammalia, Rodentia, Cricetidae. Gene Ontology annotation, biological process: cilium assembly; protein localization to ciliary transition zone. Gene Ontology annotation, cellular component: MKS complex. The record is from RefSeq and is a predicted model, not a curated record.